Molecule: messenger RNA, 1890 nt
Organism: Kwoniella shivajii
Lineage: Eukaryota; Fungi; Basidiomycota; Tremellomycetes; Tremellales; Cryptococcaceae
Exons: 7
Coding region: 1-1890 (629 amino acids)
Molecular function (GO): glycosyltransferase activity
Source: RefSeq, a predicted model, not a curated record
AUGCCAUCAGUCUUACCUAACUUCCUACAAGGUUCACCACCUCGUUCACCACAUGUAGAAAGGAAUAAUGCGUUCGCAUCAUAUUUCAAUACAAACUCAAAUACGAAUUCACCUGUAUCAUCUACUUACCCUCAUCAUACACGUCAAUCACCUUCAAUAUCAGGUAGAAAUUCAAUAACUGGUAUAAGACCAACGAGGAGAGAUAUAUUAUUAUGUUUAUUAACACUAUCUUUUUCUUAUUUGCUUUUUUCCUCUCCAAGUACAUCGGAAUCAAUACCAAUAAAACCUCAUUCCCAACUUCAAAAAUCAUCAUCCUCGUACUCCUCAAAAUCAUCUUUAUCGUCAAAAUAUAAAUUUCCUGAUUGGUUAUUCCCUGCUUCCUCCUCCUCUUCGUCCUCUUCUUCUGCUUCUCACUCUUCUUCCUCGGGUCAUUAUGGUUCAGGGAUAGGAGAAGUAACUUUUGGAGAAUCAGUUAAACCUUGUGGAUUCGGAAAUGAUGCUGAAGAUACAACAGAGUUCAUACCCGCGUUGAAAGAUGGUAAACCUUGGGAUGAAGGUGAAGAAGAAUUAGAAGAUGACGAAUUAGAAAGUUCAGUCACGAUACUGAAAGCCCAUUCUCCAGGCUGGACAGUGAUGGAGAAAUUGUAUAUUUACAAUGGUAGUUUCUACGCGGUUGUCGACGACGGUUCCGCUUGGCCCGAACUUAGAAUGAUGACUUCCACCGGACUUCCAGCGAAUAGUGAACCAGGAAAUUCGGAAGCCAGAGAACCCAAAGGCGACGAAAUCAUAUUCAUUUCUCCGUUUGAAGCUAUGAAACUUUGGGGUCCCAGAGUAUGGAAAAUGGAUGGAAUGUCUUUCUUAUUCAAUGAUGGGCAAUUUAUCGAUCACUACUAUCACUUCGCAGCAGAAUUACUGUUGGGCGCUUGGAGAGCUUAUUCGUCUUACGAUGAACACGGCACUGCGAAAGGAGAGACAGCAUUACCGCCUCCUCAAAGGAUCUGGUUCUUACAUCAAAAUAUCAAAGAGUGGAGAGAUAAACCAAAAUUCAAUCCAACAAUCUUGUAUGCUCUUUUCCCUUCGGUAUCAAUACUUUAUCCAGAAGACUGGGCGGAUUUCAAGAAUCAGACUAUAUCCUCAAAACCUAAAGCUUUCAUGCUUGAGAGAGCUUUAUUAGCUGAUAGAUCCGCUGCAUUCAGAGGAGAAUGGACUGGACCCACAGCUAGAACUGUAGCUUCAGCUUUACACGUAGGAUCAACCACCAGGUGGUGGUGGGAACCCAUACGUAGACAAGUACUUCGAUAUUCAGGUUUAUCAGAACUUGUCAUCAAUAGAAAUUUGGAAGGUCAUGGUGCCAUCGAUCCUGUGAAUUUGGUUGGUCCAGGUGUGGAUGUUGUUGAACCUUUAGCACCGCAAGGUACAUAUCAACCUGUUAUAACGUAUAUCUCCAGACAAUCUUCAAGAAGAAGAUUAACGAAAGAAUCACAUGAAGAUUUGGUCAAAGCUUUAGAAGAAAGGGCAAAAAAGUUGGGUUGGGAAUUGAUCAUUGUUGAAGCUGAAAAGAUGAGUAAAGAGGAUCAAUUCGCUUUAGCUGGAAGAACAACUAUCAUGCUCGGAGUGCACGGUAACGGUUUAAGUCAUUUACUCUGGAUGCCACCUACACCAAGAAGUGCGGUUAUCGAAAUGUUCUUCAAAGGCGGAUUUGCCAGAGACUAUCAAUGGACUGCCCACGCAUUAGGAAUAAGACAUUUCGCAGUUCAACAUGAUGUUUCCUUUACCGCUCCAAACUUACCGAAAGUAGAUUAUCCAGAAGGUUUCCAAGGAACUAGUAUAACCGUUGUAGGGAAAGUAGUAGCUGAUUUGAUCGAAGAUCGACUGGCCGGACGAGUAUGA